GGAGUAUACCUAAAAAUGAUUUUGACAAUUUCUGUGCCUAAACAUCAGAACAGGAACAGCAGCUACCGUACAGUAGCUGAAAGAUUAGGGCCAGGUGUGUGUCGCUCCGGUGGUAGCGGCAGCCAUGACGACACAAAAUGAGGUCAGAGUGAAGGGCUGCGCAGUCGGUAGCUGGAAGCCUGCCCUAUCGGGUUAUGUGUCGGACAGUCUCAGAUGGCUGACUGAUAAUGUUGAGAAUGAUGAAGACCGGCAUAGAUGGCCCCUGUGUGUGUGUGUGUGUGUGUGAAGGGGUGGGUGGAGAGAGAAGGUGAGGGAGUUUUCUUCCGUCAGCAGAGCAGAGCUGGAGGGACAUGCAUGCUAAUUGGUGAUUUAAUUAGCAGUUAUAAAUUGCAGCUGUUCCUUCCUAGCGCCCCACCAGGACAGGACUGCGAUGUGGAGCCAGUGAAUUUGUUGUGAAGGCUUCUUCGCUUCACUAGGUGGAAGAAUUACGCUAAAGGACACAGCCCAAAAUAUAAGAAGCCUAGUAGCGUGGCGCAUGCAGAGUUUUGUAAGCAGGCAUAACAUGAAAGAUAUCUGCACGAGCAUGCAUGAGUUCACACAAACACACACACACACACACACACGUCUGGAUGUGAGUAGGUUGUAGGUGUAAUAUACACACUUCUGCCCCGUCUCCUGUUUCAGGUUGCUUGGCACGUAGAGGCGAGUUGUUGGAAUGAUCUUGCUCUCAGGGUGGGCGUGAAUGCAAGAGGAGAGGGGCGGAGAAAGUCCCCCAGUGCUUGAGUGAAGGGACAGGGUGGUGGCAGGGGUGGUGCUGGCUGGGGUGUGGGGGGAGCACCAGUCUGUUCAGGUAGGGGAAGAGGGGAGGGGUCCACGGCCAGCGUGUGUUUGGAGAGCCAGGGAAGAGGGAGGAGAGGACACCAGCAGAGAGGGAGGGACUGGGCAGUGCACUGCUGAGGCAGGUUACCGCGCUUGGCCCCCUUAAGAUCAGUUGCACUGCAGAAAGGGAGAGUGUGAAAGAAACAAAUCGGGAGAGUGAGUGAGAGAAGGAGAGAGAGGAAGAGGUGAAAAUCACCCAGACAGAGACAGGGAGAAAGACUAGGUGACAAGAGAAGGACAGGAAGAGAAAGAGAGAUAAAGAAGAGGUACUAUGCUGUAGGGGGCCAGCUUAUGCCUGCUCUGUUCCUGAGGUUAUGCCUGCCAGUAACCUGAGACGCGUGCUCCUGCUGAUAAAGGAGGAUUAAACACGGGGAAGGUAAAGGGAAGAUGUCCAGGGUUUUGGUGACUUAAACCUUUGUGCUGAGUUGGGAACAGGAGGCGUCCACAGACACAUUCUAUUGUCCUUUAGCCUCUGGCCAGGGUCUGUGUGGGUCCGGGACGCUCGGAAGAGGGAGGUGGGGGCUGCUGCUGCUGCUGCACACAACGGCGGCGUCCGGAUGGCUCUCUGAAUGAUCCUCAUUCAUCCCCCUCUCCACCCACUCCGCACGCAGACACACACCAGAGGAAUCGCACCACCCCGCAUCCCCUGCCUGUCAUUCGAUGCUUGGCUCGGGCACCCGUUUGAAGCAGUGGCGGCAUCAGAAUCGGCCGCGGUGCUGGACCAGACGCCUCUCAUCUUCACCAGGGAGGCUGUGGCGCUGAAGAGGAGGAGGAGGAGGAGGAAGAGCAGGGUGUCUAUCUCUGGGAGCCUCCACAUCAGAGCAGCGGGACCAGACCAAAAGGCCAAAGCCUCAUCGAGGCGCCUCGACACCCCGCGCUCCGCGCUUUCAUGUGUUCUUCACUCCCCAGCCUACUGCUGCAGCAGUGCACCGUACCUGAUGGACAGAGCAUGGAGCACUGGUCUGUGCACUGAAAGGUAGAGUGGACACCACCCUAGACCAGUCCUCUUUAUUCAAUUUUUUAAUUUUUUUUUAUCACGUUCGUGUUUUUUUUUUUUUUUAGGCUUCACAGGUCUUCAUGAAUAAUUGAAUGGGAAUGGGAGCUGUCUGCUGAUGGGGACACAAAGCAUUUGGUUUGAAAUGCAGUCGGCCUGAUGGACACCAUGCUGCUGUGGGGGCUCGGGAAAAGGCUGGACUUCAGCAGGAGGGACUAGACACACACUCCACUGUCACGUCCGUCGCCAGCUUUGACAACACCAAACUCUCGGGCCGCAUCAAUGCCAGUUUUUUUAAAGAACAAAAGAAAAUGCAGCAGAAGAAAAUAAAGUCAAACCCUCAACCCCCCCACUACCACACCACCAUCUUCUUUUAAACGGGACCUGCAAAACAUUCACUUUGAAUCAUGAAAUGCUCUUCACAAGAGGUCACUGUCAAGGAGUUUUAAAAGUGCAUCUGCCAGGGAGCACCGCGAGCAAAAGAGAAAAGCUGAGUGGGAUUUUAUUCCUUCUUGUCAGAGUGACCUUGCACAGAAAUCCCAAACUAAGGAGAUCCAAUUGAUUAGCCACUUUUAUGAUCUUUUUUUCAUUGCCGAAUAAUUUCCCCACACAACACAUCUACUGCAGAUGAAGAGUCCUCUCUCCAUUCUCCACUAGCAAACCUGUGAUCUACAGCCGGAGUGCUUGUUUGGAACACACUCCCUGGAGGCAAGAGGAAGUUGGCACAAAGCUAAGGGUCAUAUCUGAGGGGAGCGCUCUGUGCCUUCACCCCUGCCCUGGGUCACCUCCAGCCCUGGUCUUGAAGUGGGUCACCCCUCAGUGACGGUGGCUUCCUGGGGGGGACCAUGUCGGAGCUGGAGGACUUUCCCCAGCCUCAGGGCGUCCAGCCCGCCGACCCGGCCCGCAUCCAGCAGAACCUCCUGGAGGAGCAGGUGGAGCUGUGGUGGUUCCGCGAACCGCGCAAGUCGCUGCUGUGCUACUGCGUGGCCGUGGUGCUGAUCCUGGGCUGCGGCCUGGGCGGCGUGGGCCUGCUCUCCACCACCACCAGCGUGUCCAGCGAGUGGCGCCUGGGCGUGGGCACCACGCUGUGCCUGCUGGCGCUGGCCGUGCUGCUUAAGCAGCUGCUCAGCUCGGCCGUGCAGGACAUGAACUGCGUGCGCAGCCGGCGCCGCAUCGACAUGCUCAAGAGCGGCGGGUUCUCGGACCUGCUGGUGGUGCUGAUCACUGCCGCGGCGCUGCUCAUCUGUGGAGCCGUCCUGCUGGACCUGGCGCUGGCCAACCACAUGCCCAAGCCGGGGCAGGCGCUCAACGACAUGUUCAUAUCCGGGGUGGUGCUGCUGGCCGGAGGCGGAGGCACCAUGCUGGCGGUGGCCGUGUACGCGCUGGUGGUCUUCCUCAUCGAACAAACGGGCCCUGGGCAGAGACUGAGGGAGAGGGCAGUGGGGGUGUUCACCAUAUCGGGACAGAUGCGGGAGGCCAGGAGAGAGACGACCUCCAGCUUAGCCCAGCUUAUCUGAGCGUGGUGGACAGAGCUGGUGGGACCAGUGGAAGUGCAUUAGCUGUGAGCACACAAUGGGUGUUGUGCCUCCGUAGAGCCUGGAGUGAGAUAUCCGCGGUCGGCUCGCGGAGCAAAUGAGGAUCUGAUCCAUGCAUCUCCCUCAGUCACAACUGUAGCUAUGUUUUAUGAUAAACUGGACGAGACACGCCAGGAGGAAAAUAAGGAGUCCGGGGAGAUUUAUCGCCAUCCUUAUUUACGCUCCACAAAAUCAUCAAGGUAGAACCAGGCCAAACGACCAAUUUCCAAGAAUGAUUAGCGAUGCGAUUGCUCAGACUGCUCACGCAAAUGGAUCUGUCGAGAUGAGUGGCUCCAUAGGAGUCCGUCGGAAAAUUGAUCGGAAUGAAAUGGACCUUGGUCCUGUAAUAGGGCAUGGCACUCUUUCAAUUCACACCACGGCCUUUUCCCUCCACCUUGGAUUCGCAAUUAAUUUCGACACGUCUGUCCUUCACACUUCUAUUUGGGGUGACUCAGGAGAGCAUGCCAAUAGGAGAUGUCCAUCUGGAGGUGUCUGCUGCCUCUGUAUGAGACAGCAGCGCUGGCCGGGGAGGACCGGAUAACACUGAUUUGCAUGGUUGUGAACGCGCACUUCUUUGCCUCGCUCAGAUUUUUGUUUCUUUGCAGAACAGUCGGAGAACAAAUGUAAA
Molecule: messenger RNA, 4075 nt
Organism: Clupea harengus (Atlantic herring)
Lineage: Eukaryota; Metazoa; Chordata; Actinopteri; Clupeiformes; Clupeidae
Gene: tmem125a
Product: transmembrane protein 125a
Source: RefSeq, a predicted model, not a curated record